AGUUUUCGUAUCAAAAUAAGAACUCACGGAAGAGGAAGCUGUCACAUGACAAAAAAUGGCUGCUGUUCAGUGGCACUCGCGAAUGCGCAAGUACUCUGCGGAGCUGCAGGCGUGUCGCUCCGAGUCGCUGGCGGUGGAGGGGAAUGAGUACCACCCCCUCAAACCCAUCAUGGUGACGGAGUCCAAGUCUCGGCGCACUGCUCGGCGGGGCAGCACCUCGUCCACCGCCUCCUCCUCCUCGUCCAGCUCCGUGGCGACUGACCCCCUGAGCUCCCUCCUGGACGGGACUGACCCACUGUCUAUUAAGCGCCUCGCUUCCAGUAAUGAACCCACACACACACUCACACACAGCGCUUCUGCAGGGGAGCUGGGGAGGAAGCGUCGUGAUCGGGACGAGGAGAGUGUGGGCGUGGACUUUGAGCCGUGGUCAAACAAACGAGCGGAGAUCCUGGCACGCUUCACCACCACCGAGAAACUCUCCAUCAAUCUCUUCAUGGGCUCAGAUAAAGGAAAGGCCACCAGUCCUAGUUCAGCAGUCUCAGAGAAAGUUCGGACUCGUCUGGAGGAGUUAGAUGAUCUGGAGGAGGGUUCCCAGAGGGAGCUGUUGAAUCUGUCUCAGCAGGAUUAUGUGAAUCGUAUUGAGGAGCUGAAUCAGUCUCUGAAGGAGGCCUGGAGCUCAGACCAGAAGGUUAAAGCACUCAAGAUAGUCAUCCAGUGUUCUAAGUUGCUGUCAGACACUGCAGUGAUCCAGUUCUACCCCAGCAAGUUUGUGCUCAUCACAGACAUCCUGGACACCUUUGGCCGUCUGGUGUACGAUAGAAUCUGGACCAUGUGCUCUGACCCACAUCCUCCGCCAGAGGGCUUUUCCCCAGAUGAUGUGAAUGACACUGCCAAAGAGACCUGCCUCAACUGGUUCUUCAAGAUCGCCUCCAUCAGAGAACUCAUACCCCGGCUAUAUGUUGAAGCGGCCAUCCUGAAAUGCAAUCGGUUCCUGUCAAGAUCGGGGAUCCAGGAGACGUUGCCCCGCUUGACCGCCAUGAUCCGGGGCAUCGGAGACCCGCUGGUGGCCGUCUACGCCAGAGCCUACCUGUGCAGGGUGGGGAUGGAGGUGGCUCCUCAGCUGAAGGACUGUCUGAAUAAGAACUUCUUCGACCUGCUGGCGUCGUUCCGGCAGAUCCACGGCGACAGCGUCCAGAGCCAGCUGGUCCUGCAGCGCGUCGAGGUCCCCGCCUACCUGACCCUCUACUCGCCCGCCAUCCACUGGAUCCUGCAGUGUGUGUCCUACAGGGCCCCAGAGGCUCUGCUGAUGGAGAUGAUGGAGAGAUGUAAGAAACUGGGCAACAAUGCUCUGCUGUUGAACUCUGUGAUGUGGGCGUUCCGGGCGGAGUUUAUCGCUACCAGGGCGACGGACUUCAUCACCAUGAUCAAGCAGUGUGACGAGGCUGGAUUCCCAAAACAUCUGUUGUUCGGCUCUUUGGGGCGGAGUCUGGCUUCUGCGGACCCCCCAGAGGCUGAGCGUCUGUCCAUCCUGAACGACGCCUGGAAGGUCAUCACCAAGAUCCGCAGUCCGCAGGAUUACAUCAACUGUGCAGAGAUCUGGGUGGAGUUCACCUGCCGACACUUCACCAAACGGGAGGUCAAUGCUGUACUGGCUGACAUCAUCAAACACAUGACCCCAGACCGUGCCUUUGAGGACGCGUAUCCACAGCUCCAGUCUGUGAUCAGAAAGAUCCUGACGUACUUCCAUGACUUCUCCGUUCUCUUCUCUAUGGAGCGCUUCCUGCCGUUCCUGGACAUGUUCCAGAAGGACAGUGUGAGAGUGGAGGUGUGCCGCUCCAUCAUGGAGGUCUUCAUCAAGCAUCAACAGGAACCAACUCGUGACCCUGUAAUCCUGAACGCCUUACUGCACGUGUGCAAGACCAUGCACGACUCUGUGAAUUCUCUGACCUUGGAGGAUGAGAAGCGAUCUCUGGCUCUGCUCAUCAAUGGCUUUAUACGCUUGGUGUCGUUUGGUCGUGACUUUGAACAGCAGUUGAGUUUCUGCGUGGAGGCAAGAGCAACCUUCUGUAACCUGGAACCGGUCAUCAUCCAACUCAUACACACGGUGAACCAGCUGGCCAUGGAAACACGGCGUGUGAUGAAGGGGAACCACUCCCGAAAAACAGCGGCCUUUGUGCGGGCGUGUGCUGCCUACAGCUUCAUCACCGUCCCCUCUCUGACCAGCAUCUUCAGCCGCCUCAACCUCUACCUGCUGUCCGGCCAGGUGGCUCUGGCCAACCAUUAUGCACACACACACACACACACACACACACACACCCCUGCAGCGGACGCGUUCCUGAAGGCGGCGGUGAGUGUGCUGCCGGAGGUGCCCCGCAGCAUGCUGGUGGAGGCCAAGCAGAGGUGCACCGAGAGCCUGCUGCUCGACUUCAUCAACAACUUCAUGGCCACCCUGCUCGUAGUGCCGGAUCAUCCUGAGCAGGGUGUGUUGUACCUGGUGCGAGGGCUGUUGAACAUGGUGCAGGAUUACACCUGGGAGGAGAACAGCAGCGCUAAAGUCCGAGUUUACGUCAGCGCCCUCCCCUUACUAGCAGCUAUGAGUCAGGAGACUUACUUAUAUACCAUACCUAAAGUGGACUCCAAUGAGACCCUGUACGGAGGGGACCCCAAGUUCAUGGCCGAGAUCAACAAGCUGUGCGACACCCUGAUUGGUCAGGUGCUGGACCACCUCAAAGCCCUUGGCAAUGGAGAGGGCCUGCGUAAGCAGAGCUCUCUGGCCUUCAGUCUGUUUAACGCUCUGCUGGCACAUGGUGACCUGCGCAACAACAAGCUCAACCAGCUGGCCGUCAACCUGUGGAACCUCAGCCACAAGCACGGACACUGCGACACGCGCACGGCGGUGCGCACCCUGGAACACAUUAAGCACCUGGCACAACAGCCUGAACUCAAUCACCUUGGAGAGAUCAUCCCCCGCCUUGCCCUGCAGUCACGUGCAUGAACCACACACACACACACAUCUGUGAGUUGCUGCCAUGCCAAUCACUGCAGUCGUAAGAAUAAAGGACAGGACAUUAGAACUACACACACACACACACCACUAAUCUGAACAACACUCCAUUCCUGCCACUGCCUGUGGCCCGUGCUGCCCUGUUAGACUGACCGCUGCUCGUCUGCUUGAACUAGCCAGUCCAAACACAUCGGCCUCUCUGAUUGGCUAGUCCAAACAGAUGGCUGUUCUGAUUGGCUAGUCCACACAGAUUGACUGUUCAUAUUGGUUGUUCUGAUUGGCUGUUCUGAUUGGUAGAUUCAGGCUGCUUUCAGAGGCUGAGGAGAGCUGGGCAACAUAGAGUCACAUGACCUGUCUUCAAACGAGGCCCCUCUCCUGUGUGUGUGUGUGUGUGUGGCGCUCUCCUCACCUUCGUCCCCAGCAUUAAAUCCGUUGCCUUUAACCGUCAGCGGUGAUCACAGCUGCGGAGUCCGUGUGUGUCCACUGCCGCCGCUGCUGCUCUGUCGUGGUCUUUGUACGUACUAACACUUCCUGUAUAAAGUUUGAUCAUUCCAAA
This is a messenger RNA of Alosa alosa (allis shad), 3560 nucleotides long. RefSeq names its product VPS35 endosomal protein sorting factor like (gene vps35l). Gene Ontology annotation, cellular component: endosome. NCBI's taxonomy places the organism in Eukaryota, Metazoa, Chordata, Actinopteri, Clupeiformes, Clupeidae. Gene Ontology annotation, biological process: endocytic recycling. The record is from RefSeq and is a predicted model, not a curated record. Bases 56 to 2995 code for a protein of 979 amino acids. The transcript is spliced from 33 exons.